CUUGAAAAUUCAGAAAGGCGGAAGAGACGAGUUUCCCGGCACAUUUUUCUCGCUAAAACCGCACUCCUCUUCUCCAUUUUUGUUUUUGUUUUUGUUUUUACACUCCUUAUAUUGCUGAAUUAUUUUUAUAGCUGGAAAAUAACCACACCACACAAAGUCAUCCCAAGGGGUGGAGAAGAGAUAGAGAAGGAGGUAAGAGAGAGAAGGUCAAGAGAAUGCAAAAUCUGGCAAAAUUCCAGUGAGAUGGCCAGAAAACCUGAGCCGCCAUCUAACCAGAUCCAUGCACUAAACAUGUCACACAACAAGUUAACAGGACCAAUUCCCACUACAUUUUCAAACGUGAAGCAGAUUGAAAGUUUGGACCUUUCCUAUAACAAUUUGAAUGGGAGAAUCCCUCCUCAGUUGACUGAGCUAAACACUCUGGCUGUGUUUUUUGUUGCAUACAACAAUUUAUUAGGACCAACCCCUGAUCAAAAAGCUCAAUUUGGUACCUUUGAUGAAAGUAGCUAUAAAGGAAAUCCUUUUCUCUGUGGAGCUCCACUGCAGAUCAAUUGUACCAAAAUUGAAUCACCAUCUGUUUUGACCAAUGUUUACUAUUAUGACAAGGAAAAUAAUGGUUUGAUUGACAUGAGUGUUUUUUACUGGAGCUUUGUGAUAACUUAUGUUGUAGUAUUGAUGGCAAUCGCAGCAAUUCUACACAUAAAUCCUUAUUGGAGACGAGCAUGGUUUUACUUCAUUGAAGUCUGUAUCACCUCUUGUUACUACUUUGUUAUAGACAAGUUUUGUUAGUUUUCCAAAAGAAUCAUCUAAACUUUGUAGAGUCAAGACUCAAGAGAGACUUUAGGAAUCAAAGUUGUAAGAGAAAAUGAAUAUUCAAGAGGUAG
This is a messenger RNA of Rubroshorea leprosula, 884 nucleotides long. NCBI's taxonomy places the organism in Eukaryota, Viridiplantae, Streptophyta, Magnoliopsida, Malvales, Dipterocarpaceae. The record is from the annotation of a GenBank genome assembly.